This is a messenger RNA of Abrus precatorius (Indian licorice), 1546 nucleotides long. Its product is annotated as mitochondrial dicarboxylate/tricarboxylate transporter DTC. The coding region runs from base 197 to 1102 and encodes 301 amino acids. The record is from RefSeq and is a predicted model, not a curated record. Lineage: Eukaryota; Viridiplantae; Streptophyta; Magnoliopsida; Fabales; Fabaceae. Gene Ontology annotation, molecular function: oxoglutarate:malate antiporter activity. The transcript is spliced from 6 exons.
AAUUUGAUGAAAAAGUUGUUCUCUGGUUUGUUGGGGGCGGAAGGGUGUUUUGUGUGUGGGGAAGUGAGGAAAGAGGUUUGCAAUAUAUAAACGUGUUAGUGAAAGAGUUGUGUGUCUCUUGGUUUCGCUCCAUUCAUUCAGCUUCUCAUCUCCCUCUCUUUCUUCGCUAUAACCCUUUUCUAUCUCACAAUCAACAAUGGGAGAUGAGAAGAAGCCCAAGCCUGCUACUUCAGGCGUGUGGUCCACCGUCAAGCCUUUUGUCAAUGGUGGAGCCUCCGGCAUGCUCGCCACCUGCGUUAUUCAACCCAUCGAUAUGAUCAAGGUGAGGAUUCAACUUGGUCAAGGAUCGGCUGCGCAGGUCACUUCCACCAUGCUGAAGAACGAGGGUGUUGCUGCCUUCUAUAAGGGUCUAUCUGCUGGACUUCUCAGGCAGGCUACAUACACCACUGCUCGACUUGGGUCUUUUAAAAUGUUGACAAACAAAGCAAUUGAGGCUAAUGAUGGGAAGCCACUGCCAUUAUAUCAGAAAGCUCUAUGUGGACUCACUGCUGGUGCUAUUGGAGCAACUGUUGGUAGUCCAGCAGAUUUGGCACUUAUUCGUAUGCAGGCUGAUGCAACUUUGCCUCUUGCUCAGCGCCGAAAUUACACAAAUGCCUUCCAUGCACUCUAUCGAAUUGUUGCAGAUGAAGGGGUUUUGGCGCUUUGGAAAGGUGCUGGGCCUACUGUUGUAAGAGCCAUGGCAUUGAACAUGGGAAUGCUUGCAUCAUAUGAUCAAAGUGUUGAGUUCUUCAAGGAUUCCCUUGGUCUAGGUGAAGCUGCUACUGUGCUAGGUGCAAGUUCCGUUUCUGGAUUUUUUGCAGCAGCUUGCAGUUUGCCAUUUGACUAUGUGAAGACCCAGAUUCAGAAGAUGCAACCUGAUGCUGAAGGAAAAUAUCCAUACACUGGCUCUGUUGAUUGUGCUGUCAAAACCUUCAAAUCAGGGGGACCGUUCAAAUUUUACACAGGAUUCCCUGUCUACUGUGUUAGGAUUGCUCCUCAUGUCAUGAUGACAUGGAUCUUCCUCAAUCAAAUUCAGAAAUUGGAGAAAUCCUAUGGAUUGUAGUUGUCUGGGGAAGUGGGCAUUUUCUGUUGAAUUCAAGCUUUGAGCAUUGAAUAAUUUGUUGGCUGUUUUGUUAGCCCUUUUUGGCAAUUAAACAACGAUGGAGCUGAUCAUUUUUUAAGGUUUAAUUAAUCAUGCGACUGAAGCGGGAAUUUGACAUACCUUAUUACAUUGUAUUAGUCAUAUAUAGAAUUGGAUGCGGCUGAGCAGAAUAUUAUAAUCCAUUUUUUAAUGGAUGUAAUCGAGAAACUAGAAUAAGUACUCUCUCUUAGACAGCAUUUGAACAUCAAGUUUUUUUUUGUAUCAUUUCAUAUUUGAGUAUUUUUUGCAGCUGGGGGAUCCAAGCACAUUAUAUUUAUUGAGAGCUUUUUCCCUCAAUUUUUUUUUCAUUUGUUUGCUACAAUUUGCGAGAUCGAGUUAUUAUCACAUUAUGAACUAGAAAAUACU